Sphaeroforma arctica JP610 is the source of this 231-nucleotide messenger RNA. RefSeq lists its product as hypothetical. The coding region runs from base 1 to 231 and encodes 76 amino acids. NCBI's taxonomy places the organism in Eukaryota, Ichthyosporea, Ichthyophonida. The transcript is spliced from 2 exons. The record is from RefSeq and is a predicted model, not a curated record. Gene Ontology annotation, biological process: signal transduction.
AUGCAAGUCUUGAUCGCCGCAUGCAACUACAUGGUACAGCAAAUUGCCAUUGAACAAAAUCUACCUCUCAAGCUGCACGCCGACACCGUGCGAAACUUCGAUUGUGCCGAUGACGAUGCGGAAGUACCUGAGAACGUAUACAAUGCAGUCAUGGCAUGUUGGAACAGUGACCAGAUACAGGCCGCAUGGAUGCGCCGAGAUGAGUUCUGGUGCUUAGAUUCCAUCGAAUAG